CUCGGCGCGGCGGAGGCGGCGGCAGCGGCAGCGGUGCUCCUGCCCCUCCGCCACCUCCCCCGCAGCCUCUUCCCCGGCCGGCGGCGUUGGCGGGGAGGGGGCAGUAGUUGUAGACGCCCGCCCCUGCUCGGAGAAGGUGAAGGAGGAUAAGAUACUGGACAAAAGUAGAUGCCUACCUCAUGGUACAGUCUUCCUUUGGGGAAAGUUCAUGCUGAAAAACUGAAGCAACCUGAAUAUGAUCAAAUUUCUCUACCAAGCUGUCAGUCUGAUAAAGAAAAACCCUUUUUGUCACCCUAAUGAAGCAUUCAAACAAGUCCUGUGACUCUUUUCAAGAUGAACUUGAAAAUUACAUUAAAGCACAGAAAGCCAGAGGCCUAGAGCCAGAGACUUCUUUCAGAAGGAUGAGAGAGGACUAUUUAAGAAAUGGUAGGUACAGAGAAGAGGCUGAUUCCAGACCCAGGUACAGAAUGUUUGACCCAGGAUUUUCAUCUGGAACCAUCCAGACCCAUCCAAGAUCAUGCAGUAUUUCACAAACCGUACAGAACCGGUUCCCAGCUCACAACAGCAAGCUAUCACUAGACACUCUGGGUUACUGUCAGUUUAGCAGGGACUAUUUCUCAGAAAAAACAGUGCCCCUGAACUUUAGUCAGCAAGAAUACAAUUGUGGCUCAUACAGCCUAGAGUUUGGAGUUCACAAACACCUCUGCUCAGGUUACAGCACCAGCGACUCUCAUGCCAGUCAUAAACAUAUGCAUCCAAAGAGGAAAAGGCACCUAGGAGAAGACAGAGAAAGAACUGAGAAAGAGCGGCCCAAGCAUGAGAGAAAAAGAAGUUCUGAGGAAGUGGAUUUAAACAAACAAAAGAGCAUCCAAAGAAAGAAACCGAAGGGAGAAACAGAAACUGAACCAGUCAGUACAGAAAAGCUUAAGACUCGAAAAGAGAGAAAAACCCGAGAUGAAGCCUCUAAGAGAGAGGACCGCAAGCGCAGAAAGGAGAAGAAGGAACAGGGCGAAGAAAGGACGGAGGAAGAAAUGCUCUGGGACCAGUCUAUCCUUGGAUUUUGAAACUCUUCAAUUGGUUCUCCUGGGAUUAAGUUGAAAAAUAUUUGAGAGCUUGGUUUCAUGAUACUCAUGCCACUUAUCCUAUGUCAAGAGGUACUUUAAUUUCUGACAGUGAGCACAAAGUAUUUAGUUUGCUUGUUUUCCAAUAUGAAAAUUACAUUUUCUAAAAGCGUCAUUACAUCUUACAUAUAAUUUCCCUUUAUGAGAGUGGUGCUGCUUUUUGUUAAAUUGCUGUGAUGGAAUUAUUUUCCCUUGGGAGACCCAUUUAUUUUAAAUUGGAGGAUUAACACUUUGCAGAAUCUAUGUUUUGGUUGGGUUUGUUUUAGUUUUGUGUCAGGUAUUUUUAUGCUCACUGGUUUUCUAUGAAGCAAUUUAGACUUCCUUUGUUAGAUCUAACUUGCAGUGUUGGAGAGUGAAAUACAUUAUAAUAAGCUUAUCUUACAUACAGUUCCAAAAGUUUCAGCAUCUUCACACAAAUUCAGUUUCUAAUCUGGGAAUGUUUAUAAUAAAGUUCUAAUUUCUGAA
Messenger RNA from Jaculus jaculus (lesser Egyptian jerboa), 1586 nucleotides. It is a transcript of the gene Krcc1, whose product is annotated as lysine rich coiled-coil 1. The record is from RefSeq and is a predicted model, not a curated record. The transcript is spliced from 3 exons. The coding region runs from base 297 to 1064 and encodes 255 amino acids. Lineage: Eukaryota; Metazoa; Chordata; Mammalia; Rodentia; Dipodidae.